Molecule: messenger RNA, 4019 nt
Organism: Acanthopagrus latus (yellowfin seabream)
Lineage: Eukaryota; Metazoa; Chordata; Actinopteri; Spariformes; Sparidae
Gene: frk
Product: fyn-related Src family tyrosine kinase
Exons: 8
Coding region: 442-2004 (520 amino acids)
Biological process (GO): cell surface receptor protein tyrosine kinase signaling pathway; cell differentiation; protein phosphorylation
Cellular component (GO): extrinsic component of cytoplasmic side of plasma membrane
Molecular function (GO): signaling receptor binding; ATP binding; non-membrane spanning protein tyrosine kinase activity
Source: RefSeq, a predicted model, not a curated record
AACCGGCAUCUAUAGUAAAUCACUGACAAAUGUAUGUCAGGGGAAAAUCAUGACUCGUUCUUCCAGACCUCGCUCAGCUGCACACAGGUGCUUUCCUUCAAUAUGGCCGCCUGAGGGCACAUGACGUCACGGGCCGGGCCGCUCCCCAUUCCUCAGCAGGUGGAGGAGGUUGGCACGCGGGGACAUGGACCGUGGACUCCCGACCAAAUGUCUCCGAGGACACUUCACGUUGACGUUGCAGUCAGUCGCUUCCCUCGGUGUGCUGUGUUAGCUAGGUGUGUGCUGAGUUCAAGGACCACUGCUGCGUGUGUGAGUCCGGAUUGUUAUUAUGACUCCUGACUUAAUUGAGCGCGGAUACUGAGCGAGGAGAGGGGAUUUCCUCAAAUCACAUUUCCGUCUGUAUUCGUGGCACAACAUGUUGCUGUGAUUGACAACUGUAUCAUGGAGAUCCAAGAGAGGUUGUCAUCGUGUUGGCAGACUUUUCUGGCAUUUUUUAAAAAGCCGAACGAACGCGGGGAUGCGACGAGGCGUGAGGAGAAAGCUGCCACUGUUCUUGAAAAUCCCGGAGCUAAAAGCGCAGAGCCAGACUUUCCUUCCAAACGAGCUGGACCGACGCAGCAGGGGGCGAAAGCCGGGCUCUACAUCGCCCAGUAUGAUUACUCGGCGCGCACUGGGGAGGACCUGAGCUUUAACGCCGGGGAUACUUUAGAGGCUCUAGAUAAGAGUGCUGGUGAUUGGUGGCUCGCGAAAGCCCUCACCGGGGUCUCGGCCUCCAAAAAGGGAUACAUCCCCGCCAACUAUGUGGCACCAGUGGAGAGUAUUGAUGCAGAACCAUGGUAUUUUCCUGACACCAAGAGGCUGGAUGCAGAGAAGAUGCUGAUGGCAGGAGGGAACCAGCAUGGCUCCUUCCUCAUCAGAAACUGUGAAAGUCAGAAAGGGGAGCUCUCCCUUUCAGUGCUGGACAAUGGGAGGGUGAAGCAUUACAAGCUGAGAAAACAAGAGAAUGGUCACUACUUCGUGUCAAGGACAAGAGCCUUUCAAACACUGAAUGAGUUGGUGGAACAUUACUCCAAACAGUCUGAUGGGCUCUGUGUGCGUCUGAUUGAACCAUGCAAAAAGAUGGAGGCUCCACAGACUCAUGGACUGUCAUACAACACUGUGGACCAAUGGGAGAUUGACCGCAAAUCCAUCAAGCUGCUGAGGAAGCUGGGAGCUGGUCAGUUUGGAGAGGUGUUCGAGGGCCUGUGGAAUGAUACCACAGCAGUCGCAGUGAAGACCCUAAAACCUGGUUCCAUGGACGCUGAGGACUUCCUGAGAGAGGCUCAGAUCAUGAAGAGGCUCCGGCAUGCCAAGCUGAUCCAGCUGUACGCUGUGUGCACCAUGGAGGAGCCCAUCUACAUUAUCACAGAGCUGAUGACAAACGGCAGCCUGCUGGAAUAUCUCCAGAAGGAUAAGGGUAGCACGCUACAGAUUUCCGACCAGAUUGAGAUGGCUGCCCAGGUGGCAUCAGGAAUGGCUUUCCUGGAGCUACAGAACUAUAUCCACAGAGACCUGGCAGCCAGGAAUGUCCUGGUGGGUGAGAACAACAUCUGCAAGGUGGCUGACUUUGGCCUUGCCAGGGUCUUCAUGAAAGAGAGUGAAAAUGUGUAUGAGGCUAAAGAAGGAACUAAGUUCCCAGUGAAGUGGACUGCUCCAGAGGCCAUACACGACAACAAGUUCAGUAUCAAAUCUGAUGUUUGGUCCUUUGGAAUUUUGUUGUAUGAGAUCAUGACAUUUGGACAGAUGCCAUACCAAGCCAUGACCAACUACCAAGUGGUUCAGAGGGUUCCCCAGGGCUACAGGAUGCCACGCCCCCCAAGCUGCCCCAAAGUCAUGUAUGACAUCAUGAUGGACUGCUGGAAGGAGAGCGAACAGGAUCGGCCCACAUUCGAGACCCUGCAGUGGAAGCUGGAGGACUACUUUGAUCUGGAUGUGACCUCCUACGACGACGCAGGCCGUUAUUAACACACUGUCCAGGCUGUGACACAUGGAAGACAGGAACAAAUAAAUAUUUUCUCCCGGCAGUGACACAAAAUCAGAAUUAGCUGAAUCCAACCAUGAACACACAUUGAUGUUUUUUAUGAAGUAAGAUUAAAUUGUAAUUUCAAGUACCGUACAAUGCAGCCCAAUGAAGGAACUGAAAUGUUUGAACUGACAUGCAGUGAGGAAGCUUUUACUAUAGCGACAGUUGGUUGCAACACAUCGGGGCGCGCUUUGUUUGACAACGGACUGCACUUUUAGACAGGUUGUGUACUUGUCUAACUAAACUCUUUGAGCGUACUUGACUCGGAGAAAGACAGAAAGCUGCUAUCUGUGCAUCUUGAUUAACCAGUUCUUCUUGAACUUAGCAUAGCACAGAUUUUUUCCACUUGCUACCAAGCUAUUUAUGAGUCAUGUUUACGUGCAAGCUCAGUCUGUUUGGCUUUGUGUCGACUGAGAGAUUGAACCAUCUAAGCUUACUAUUGAUGGCAUAUGUAGUGACCAGAAGUGACUUAAUAUUAUUUAAAGGUAGGUGACUGUCUUUUGCCCCCACAUCUAGAGGAGCAUACUAAAUGAAAGCACAAUACAAUUGCCUCCUUAUUAUACAAGCUACAACUGCUUUAUCUGCAUCAAAAUUAAAUUAAUUUCAUUUUAAGGUGAAGUCCACGCCCUCCACUGAAGUACAUUCUCUUCUGCCAUUGAUGCAAAACUGCUACAAGGAAGCUUAAAAGACAGGAGCGUGGUCAGAUUUGACCAGCAUCCUAUAGGUGCCAUGAAGGGGAAAAAAAUCAUGCACACAGAUUUUAAAACUAAAAUCUGUUGUUGAAAAUGAAGAAUUUGUUCACACAAGUGAUCUGAGCAUAACACUGACAUGUUAGAAAAUAUUUUUCUUUUUUAAAAUAUUCUUUUGUGUCUCCUGGCUGUGUCUUCUCCACACAAUCUGAUAUCCACCGAUGACGUUGCUCCUGGAACAUUAUUAGUGUUGCCAUCAUAGCAACUGACCAAUCAUGUUUUUUUUUGUAAUGCCAUAGAUUUAUGCCUUCUGUAAAAAAUGUUAGAAAAUAUGCACACGGUAGAAUUUUUAUUUCAACCGGGUGCAUAAUAUUGUGAAUGAGUCUAAUUGAACAAGGAUUUUUGUUCCCCAAACCUAACAAAGUAUUCUUGUUCCCUACACUCACCACCACACUCACACCAAUUUUUUUCCCUUAACCUCACCAAGUACUUUCUAUGCCUAAACCUGACCAAAUGUUUUUGUUCUCCUAAACCUAAAUGGAUAUUUUAUGUUUUCGUUCCCAAACCUAAUCUAACAGACACAGAAAACUAAUAAGAAUGGAAAAAGGUAAACCUCAGAGUUAUUGUCCUGGCGAAACAUUAAUUAUGAUAUUUUAGAUAUAACACCAACACGGCAAUAUCAGACAGACGUCUUCUCCAGUUGGGUAGGGAGCAGCACAGGCAGCAGGGGUACCAACAUGUUGGCAGGUGUGUUUUGCUAUAAGGUGCCUACAAAAAACAAAUGAAUUCCUUCAUAUUAAUCGUGUCUCCUCGUGCUCUCAAUAUUUUAUUGUGUGUCAUUUUAGCAUUAAGUUGCACCCACAUCACUUUGUAGCCAGUGGUAACGUAAUGCAAAAUAUAGAUUGAAAGCUGUCAUGUGGGACUUGGAGUAUAAUGGUUCAAUGACUGAAAAAUGUGACACUGAACUCACUUCCUCCUUUUUAAUGCAGAGCUGCUCUCAGAUCAGUGGCCACAUUCUUUGUAAUCAUGAGUGGCCACAAUAUUAAAGACAUGACACGCCUAGUCGCAUGCUUGACACAAAUGAAUAAGUGGUUAACCCCAUUGGAUCAUCUCAUGCGCUUAUGAUUUUUGUAGCUGUUUUUAUUGUCAUGAACAAAUCCUUAAUAAUGUACAUUAUAGCCAUGGCAGUGUUUAUAUAUGUAAUCAUUCUGUAUUUUAAUAUAAAUUCAUUUUAUGAAUAACCUAAUUAAAGGACUUAUAUUUACUCA